Messenger RNA from Culex pipiens pallens (northern house mosquito), 1133 nucleotides. Its product is annotated as ninjurin-A-like. The transcript is spliced from 5 exons. Gene Ontology annotation, biological process: cell adhesion; tissue regeneration. Bases 86 to 931 code for a protein of 281 amino acids. NCBI's taxonomy places the organism in Eukaryota, Metazoa, Arthropoda, Insecta, Diptera, Culicidae. Gene Ontology annotation, cellular component: membrane. The record is from RefSeq and is a predicted model, not a curated record.
GCCCAGUUCAAUCAGUUCUUAUCAGAUCUUGGCCCGUGAACGUGUGUUCAUCCGAGUUUUGCUCAAAAACUGCAAACCAUCAGUCAUGGAGAUGCCGAAAUCUUCCAAAAGUCCGCUGUUGGAACUCGCCGGUGAAUCACUGCUGGAAAGGCUUAAAGAAUUUAAGGAUAACAAGAAAAAGUCACGUGACUCGUGCGAUCAAAAGUUGCUGGAUGAAGUUACAAGCGGGGAGCUGAUCAGUGUAAAAUCGAAAGAGUCCGAGGACAAGAAUCCCGGACGAGAGCUGAUUCGCUACCAUUCGGUAGUGGAUUUGGACGACGACUUGGGGGAUGAUUUCAGUAGCUGUGCGGAUUCGGUUGAUUUGAAGGGACCUGCCGGAACAGGAACGUUGCAACAGGUUGGAUUGCAAAAUAAGCCUAAUACUAAAUCAUCAUCCUCAAAAGUAGAUUCAUCUUCAACUGCUUGUACAAAUCAAAGCACGGCAAACCAGGAGCUAUCCAACUUUGUCCAGAAGAAAUCAAUCGCACAGGGCAUGAUGGAUCUGGCCCUGGUGUCGGCCAACACCAAUCAGCUGCGCUACGUCAUGGACAUCGGUGACAAGCAUCCGUAUUACUACACCAGCAUUGGGCUGAUCCUCACCAGCCUGGUGAUGCAGCUAAUCGUGGGCCUUGCACUGCUCUACAACAGCAGAUUCAACAUUCGAAAACGGCAAGAGAUGCAGUCAGCCGAUCGGAUCAACGAUUUCUCCGUGAUCGGGGUGUUUCUGAUCACGCUCAUCAACGUGUUCAUCUCGACGUUCAACGGGUCAAACUCGGGGCCAUACGCCGGCGAGGUGAUCCCAAUGUCGUCCGAUGUCACCAGCCCGUUGCCGCCGCCGCCGACGACGGAUGUAGGAAGUAUUCUCAACGCAACCUUUGUCGGGGGUAGCUAAUCGUUCUGGUGAAGACUUCCGCGAAGCCAAGCUUGUUUGUGGGGUAGUGAAUUGUAUGCAAAGUUUGCGGGUGUUUGCGGAAAAGAGCAAUUCUCUAGGAAAUAAGAAUUAAUGUUUAAUAACUUUUUUGUACAUUCAAAAUGCAUCAACAUAAAUUAAACUAGUCGUCAAAAUCGAAGAUAGAAAAAAAUAACAAAAAAAU